Emericellopsis atlantica is the source of this 657-nucleotide messenger RNA. Its product is annotated as Flavinator of succinate dehydrogenase-domain-containing protein. NCBI's taxonomy places the organism in Eukaryota, Fungi, Ascomycota, Sordariomycetes, Hypocreales, Bionectriaceae. Gene Ontology annotation, biological process: protein-FAD linkage; tricarboxylic acid cycle; mitochondrial electron transport, succinate to ubiquinone. The record is from RefSeq and is a predicted model, not a curated record. Bases 1 to 657 code for a protein of 218 amino acids. Gene Ontology annotation, cellular component: mitochondrion. The transcript has a single exon.
AUGUCAACUGCGUCGCUAUCUCGCGCUUUUCUUCGGCCGUCGCGCCGCUUGUUCGCGGUGCCUGUGCGAACUUUGACGACGACCUCGAUUCGGUGGCACCAAGAUCUCCCCAACACGCCAGAGCUCGAGGUCGGCGAGCUGGAGGGCGCCAAGUUCAAGAUCGAGCCUCUACGACGCACCGGCGAAGAUGCCAACACCAAGCGCGCUCGCCUCCUGUACCAGUCGCGCAAGCGCGGCACGCUCGAGUCCGACCUGCUGCUCUCUACCUUUGCCGCUACCAACCUGCCCACCAUGACACCAGCCCAACUCACCGAGUACGACCUGUUCCUGGAUGAGAAUGACUGGGACAUCUACUACUGGGCGACGCAGCGCGAGUCGUCCUCCUCUACGAACCCGUCGUCGCCCAACCCAGCAGUCGCGGAGAGCAGCGCCAGCUCGACCGACCCUAGUAAUGCCGAGGACAUCAUCAAGCGAGAGCCUCCUCGCGGAGAGUGGGCCCAGACGGUUGGGAACUACAGGCCUGCAUACAGGCCCGUACCCGCCAGGUGGAGGGACAGCGAGAUCCUGGAGCUGCUCAGGCAACAUGUGAGGAACCGCAGCGUUGAUGGGAGUGAUGGGUCGGGCAUGCAGUUCAUGCCGGCUCUGGACUGUAAGUGA